AUGCCAUCUACUACCAGAAAUUAUAAAAUACGACCACGAGAUCGACAAAAAGUUAAAAGAGCACAUUCUCUCAAUCGAAAACAUAGAAUAUCACCAUCUAAAGUUCAACUGAAUCUUGACGAUUUGGAAACUAUACCAAAUAAAUCGAAUAAAAGGAAAUAUAUUCUGGGUAUUGGUGCUGGUACAUGCUGUUGUUUAGCUAUUUGUGCUGCAGCAAUUAUUCCAGCUAUUCUACUUACACAAAACAAUUACAAUAAUAAUUCACAAGAUGCAUCAACAAGUUCAAUUAAUGGAAAUAUGACUUCCACUACGGCAAGCAGUGGUAUUACUUCGGUCACAACACUGGCAAGCAGUGGUAUUACUUCGGUCACAACCACGGCAGUAACAACAACAAAUGCAGCUGGCUAUUCGUAUGUAGCUAGCAUCGAUUUAGCUUGUCAACCAUAUUAUUGCGGUGACCGUUUAGACAUAUCAACUACUGCCAAUUUAACAAAUUUAACUAUUAUUAUUAUUGUUCAAAAAACCGUUGGUGCUACAUAUAAGACUACGACAUACGAUACUGCACAGUCACUUAUACAACAAACGAAUAGUGAUAAUGGUACAACAAUUACUUAUACAUGGACACUAUUACCAGGAAUGAUAUUUCCAAUAAAUCAGUCCCCGCUUACAGUUGAAGCACAAUUUGAUUUAUAUGGUACAUCACAAAACACAACGGGAGAUACGUUCAGUAUCAUAGCCCAAGGAAAUGGUGUAACAACUAUGAGCACCGGACAUUUUUAG
Messenger RNA from Didymodactylos carnosus, 780 nucleotides. The record is from the annotation of a GenBank genome assembly. NCBI's taxonomy places the organism in Eukaryota, Metazoa, Rotifera, Eurotatoria, Philodinida, Philodinidae.